ACGACCAGCGCACUCCCCCUAGCUCCCUCCCUCAGUCUUGCCGCGUCGGGGUGAGGGGAGGGCCGCGCAUAGCCUCUCUCAUUUGUUUUGGACGCACGCUGUGUUCCUCCUGCCACUGCUCUUCCCUCCCGUGUGCUGUUCCCUCAACUCCCCGCAAGUGCCGAGGCGCUGGAGAUACAUGAAGUGAGAGCCGUUAGCGCCGAGAGAGAAAACGGGGAUAUUUUUACCAAGGCAUUGUUUGUGCACGUUUCUCUCGGCUUUGUUCUCUAAGGUUUUUCAAAGGGGGGUCUUUCCAAGGGGUUUUCGGGUCUUCAUCCACCCCUGGUUCGCGUCUCUGGGUUAUUGUUUUUAGUAUUUUUGGGGUUUAGUGCAGGCGGAAUGGUCAGGCAGGGCAGGUGGUCCCGCGCCGCCUCCUGCUGGUGACGAGGCCGUGGCGUGGCUUCCCUCACGUCCUCACAAGGGAGAAUGGCGUGACGCACAGGUGUAGGCAUCGGGCGUGUGUGUGAGUGCGUGUGUGGGUGAGUGCGUGAGUGCCUGUGUGUGUGUGUGUGUGUAAGUGUGUGUCAGUGUGCGUGUGGAGGAGGAGGACGAGGACGAGGAGGCAGCAAGCACCAGCCAGGCAAGGCAAACAAGGCAAGCGAGGCGAGGCAAGCACACAUCUCCAUUCGGGGAAAUCGAAGUGCCUGACCCCGCCACGCCGCUCAUGAGAACACGAAGGCGGGGAAGGAGGCGGCGGCUGUCACCAUAAGCCACUCCAGUCCCACCAUGGCCAGCGCGGCGGGGACACAAGCCAUCCAGCAGGCACAGCAGGCGCAGCAGAACCCGCAGCAGAAUCCACAGCAGCAGAAUCCGCAGCAGAACCAGCCUCCGAGCUCCCAGCAGCAACAACAGCAACAAACGCAGCACAAACGCCAGGCAUCAUGCAAGACCAAAAGCUCCUCCGCGGAUUACGCCAAUGUGCGGACCACGGAGGCCACGCAGACGCAGAUCCUGGAGCGCAUGGUGGGCGAUCGUGUGUGCGUGACACGGCCGGAUGAAGACAGGAGAAGGAGAACAAUUAUCGUGGAAAAGGAGAACAAUAGCUUCGGCUUCACCAUACAGAGUUACGGAAUCCACUACAAAAGAGAUGGAGAGAUUGAAGUCAUUACCUAUGUGGACUUUGUGGAAUACAGUGGACCGGCGUUUAGAGCUGGCAUGAGGGAGGGUGACGUGAUCCUCUCCAUCAACGGCCAGGACAUGGAGAAGGCAGACCACAAGACACUGGUUAACUUCAUCCAGAGCUGCGGAGACAGAAUGAGAAUGGUUGUGCUCUUUGAAGACUGUGUGCAUAAGGUGGAGCUCCACAUGCGGUACAUCCAGCUGCAGCGCCUCCUGCAGGAGAAGAUGAACGACCUGGAGCGGCUGUGUCACCAGGAGAAGUCGCUGCUGGCGGGCAAUCGAAGGGAAGGAAAAAGCGGAGGAAGACAAAGUGAAGACAAAAGGAAAGUAGGGAGAAGGAAAGAAAAUAAAGAAAAUGCAAGACGGAACGAAAGAAUAGAAAAACUCAUAUAGAAAAACAAAACAAAACGAAAAAAAAAAAAAAAAGAAAGCGUAAGAAAUGAAAACUCACACACACACCUGCUUAGCUUCCUUUUACAUUACGUGCCAAAAAAAAUAAAUAUAAAUAAAAAAACACAACCAAAAAAACACAAAGAGAAAGACUGAUAAAGAGCAGACAACCUCACACACAUCUCGUCCCUGAAAACGCGACUCAAUACCGGCAAAGUUGAAAGGAACCAACGUACAUGUCGUGGCGAAAAAGUCAAGCAUAACUUUGUGACCAUAUUCUGAAAUGCUUAUGCGCCGCACCUCCACUAAUAUGAAAAGGCUUAAGUUGAAGUUACACAGAUUUUUAAGGCUUUUUUUAUUGUUCAAGUGGUAGAUUAACAAUUUCUUCAUUAUUAACAGGAGAAACACUAUUGAGAACCCGGCUAAUUAUCUUUGUGGCUCUGGAAAAUUAUCGUCGUGAUGUUACACAGGCUUUUAAUGGUAUUUUUACAGUUCCAGUGGCAGAUAAACAAGAUUUCUACAUUUUAGACUGAAGAAACACUUUUAACAACCCACUUAAUCAUCUCUGUGGCCUUUGAAAAUAGUCGUGGUAGAAGAGCGAAGCGUUUCAGAACAAUGGCCAUGUACUUCUGCUGUCUCGUGUUUUCUCUCGAUCAUAACCCUUCUAUUACUUUAGUCGCAUUGAGAGAAAAGAAGUUAAUUUUAUCCUUUUAUGCUACAGAAGUAUUUACAAAAGUAUUCACAAGAACUUAGCACAAAAAAAGUCCAAAAAAGUUAUAAGAGUAUUUUUUUUUUGUCUAAGCAUAUCAAAGGAACUACGAUUGAGAGAAAACACAACACAAGAAGCAGUGGAAGUGAGCACAUGAGUUACCUGACUCGGCCACGACUGUACAUUGGCACACGGGCUAGAAGUACACGUCUUCCCUGGGCAUGCAAACUGAGACAUUCAUUUCCUGGGGACUGAGACAUGACCUAGAGUACGAGUGUGUCUUCCUGGGAGUCAGAUAUUCGCUAUUCAUUUUUCCUGGUGAGUUGAAGUGAAAUUAUUAGAAAACAAUUUUUUUACGUAUACACUAAACAACGCGUUUUCUCCGUGAGCUACAACUCUAAAAAAGAAUAUAAAUAAAUAAAUAAAUAAAAACGUAACUUUUAUAUUUAACUUCAAGUGAAAUGAUUAGAAAACAAAUUCUUUACGUAUACACUAAACAACGCGUUUUCUCCGUUGAGCUAAAACUUUAAAAAAAAAAAUAAAUAAAUAAAGAAUACGUAACUUUUAUACUUUACUUGAAGGAACGCAUCUCCCUAUGGAAUUAAAAGUUACGAUACAUAUUUUUCCCCGGAGACUGAAAUAAUUACCUCAUUGUAUAUAUAAAUUAAAAGAACGUGUAUUCAUUGCGGGCUAAAACUUCAAAUAAUGUACCUGCCUUUGUAUAUAAAGUUAAAGGGGCGCGCUUCCCCUGAGGAUUGGAUGUUGAAAGAAAUCUACCUGAAGUUCUAUAAAUUUAAAAGAACGAAUUUCCUCUGAGGAUUGGAAAUAUAAAAGAAAGAAUCAGCCUCUAUAUUGAUUUAAAGGAAUGCGUUUUCUUCGAGGAUUGGAAAAUUAAAAGAAUCUUUCCGCUUUUCUGUAUUGACUUAAAUGAACAUUGUCUCCUCUGAGCAUUAGGAAUUUAAAGAAUCUUCCUGCCUUUCCAUACGAUCUUAAAGGAACGCGUCUCUCUUGAACCAAAAUUUGCGUUACUUGUCCUCGAUGAAAAAAAAAAAAAAAAAGUGUCUUCCCUUAAUAUUACAGAAUUGAAAAAAAAAAAAAAUUCCCAAAAAAUUCACGGAAGAAAAUCAGACAAAAUCACACAAAAUAACCAAUAGAUUAAAAGACAAACAAGAAAAUUACUGAAAGAACUAGAACCAAAGAAAAAUGAGCCAAAAAUAAAAACAAAAUAGAAAACUACCCAAAAAAAAAAAAGUAACGUAAAAUUAAAGAAGACAACCUUAAAUAAAAUACAAAACAAUGAGCUAAGGAAUUUAAAAGGAAUGAAUUAACCAAGGGGCCCAAAUGGAGUGUAUUGUAGCAUAGGAAAGUAAACAUUGGUGCGAGAAUGCCGUAGAGUUUAACGUGGGAAAGUGAAUCCAUGUCUCUGUCGCUGGUGAAGAUCAUUGAUUGAGUCAGUGAGGGAGAAGAAACAAGAAGAAACACACGAAAUAGGAGAAAUAGGAAAAAUAGAACACGUUAAUAGGGAAAUAUGUCUACAACACACACACACACACACACACACACACACACACACACACACACACACACACACACACACACACACACACACACACACACACACACACACACACACACACACACACACACACACACACACACACACACACACACACACACACACACACAUUAUAAACUACAGCCAUGAAUAUUAUUAACAUAUGUACACUGGUGGCGACACACACACACACACACACACACACACACACACACACACACACACACACACACACUUAAAGGCGAUAAUCCCGGUGGAAAUGGAGGAAUUGUGAGCUUAAUUGAAAGUGAUAUUAAGUGUAAGACUGAGAGAGAGAGAGAGAGAGAGAGAGAGAGAGAGAGAGAGAGAGAGAGAGAGAGAGAGAGAGAGAGAGAGAUAAUGACUGAUUUGAGAAUUAAAGAAAACUAAAAUAGGAUUACAAAGAAAAAAUACCUAUAUAUAAAUGAAAAAAAAAAUUAUAUUAUAUCAUUAUGUAAUUUUAAGGAAAGGAAGUUAGUUCGUAAAAAAAAAAUAAAUAAAUAAGUGAAUAAAUUAAUAGUUAGGUAAAUAAUAGUCAUUCUAAAAGAUAUAAAAGAAAGAAAAAAUAGUUAAUAUAUUAAAAGAAUGAAGUGGAUGAGUGAUUAUGUCUGUAUUGAUGAUGAUGAUGAUGAUGAUGUUAAUUAUUCACAACCACUUAUGACUACACACACACACACACACACACCAAAACUAACGAACAAACAUUCACGUAAUAAUCUCUCUCUCUCUCUCUCUCUCUCUCUCUCUCUCUCUCUCUCUCUCUCUCUCUCUCUCUCUCUCUCUCUCUCUCUCUCUCUCUCUCUCUCCUAAGGCAUAUAUAUUAUCAUAAACAAACAAUGGCAGUAUUUACUCUUACCCAAUUAAAACUUUUGAUAGUAAUGUAAACCCUUCAUGUAAACACACACACACACACACACACACACACACACACACACACACACACACACACACACACACACACACACACACACACACACACACACACACACACACA
Molecule: messenger RNA, 4824 nt
Organism: Scylla paramamosain (green mud crab)
Lineage: Eukaryota; Metazoa; Arthropoda; Malacostraca; Decapoda; Portunidae
Product: protein TAMALIN-like
Exons: 6
Coding region: 766-1551 (261 amino acids)
Molecular function (GO): protein binding
Source: RefSeq, a predicted model, not a curated record